Messenger RNA from Gymnodraco acuticeps, 4793 nucleotides. RefSeq names its product cyclin dependent kinase 18 (gene cdk18). Lineage: Eukaryota; Metazoa; Chordata; Actinopteri; Perciformes; Bathydraconidae. The transcript has 16 exons. The record is from RefSeq and is a predicted model, not a curated record. Bases 427 to 1839 code for a protein of 470 amino acids. Gene Ontology annotation, molecular function: ATP binding; protein kinase activity. Gene Ontology annotation, biological process: protein phosphorylation. Gene Ontology annotation, cellular component: cytoplasm; nucleus.
AUGUUCAAUAUUUGCUACUUAAUCCUUCAACUUCAUACUUUUCCAGCAUCAAGUGUCUAUGAGGGGGGAGGGGAAGUGGAAUAAAAUGUGUACUUGUUGCUGGUCAAAAAGCUUCAGGCUCAACUUCAUAUUUGUCUUGCUAUCAGCAGGAAGUUCCCAAUCUAAUUUUGCCCUUUUGGCCUCCCUCGAGUAACGUCAUGCUUCGAGUCACAUACCUUCAUUAGACUGAGUCUGUCUGGGGCUGAUAGCCGUCUGUCGCGCUUCCAAAAAACAAAAUAAGGUGGCUGUCUAUAAAGAGAGAGAGACGAGACAUUGUUUGGAUGAGUAAACCAAAUCUUCUGUCUAUUGUCUGCGUCUUUAAGACACCGGAACACCAGAGGCUGAGAUGGCAACAAGUUUCACUCAAAGAGUCUGUUCCUCAGCACCAUGAACAAGAUGAAGAACUUUAAGAGGCGUUUCUCUCUUUCUGUUCCUCGCACUGAAACCAUCGAGGAGAACGAGUUCACCGAGCAGAUCAACGAGCUCAACAUACGGCACACUCAGGGCCUCACUCAGGACAGACUGGGUCCUACGUCUCAUGAUGCCAGUCCUUCGAGUCCCGAACCAACAACGCCAGGCGCUGAGUCUCCUUCACAUCUCGUCUUUCACAGCAAGGCCCAGCAGAGACGCUUCUCCAUGGAGGACGUCAGUAAGCGCAUGUCUCUGCCGAUGGACAUCCGUCUGCCUCCAGAGUUUCUGAAGAAGCUGCAGCUGGAGAGCGAGAACUCUCCGCUCUGCAAACCUCUGAGCCGCAUGUCCCGACGCGCCUCACUGUCCGACAUAGGCUUCGGGAAACUGGAGACGUACGUGAAGCUCGGCAAACUAGGAGAGGGGACAUAUGCCACAGUGUUCAAAGGGAGAAGCAAACUCACAGAGAACUUGGUGGCGUUGAAGGAGAUUCGGCUGGAGCACGAGGAGGGAGCGCCGUGCACUGCUAUCAGAGAGGUGUCUCUACUGAAGAACCUGAAACAUGCCAACAUCGUCACGCUGCACGACAUCAUCCACACCGAGCGCUGCCUCACGCUGGUCUUUGAGUAUCUGGACAGUGACCUUAAACAGUAUCUGGACAACUGUGGGAAUCUCAUGAGCAUGCAUAACGUCAAGAUCUUCAUGUUCCAGCUGAUGCGUGGUCUGUCCUACUGUCACAAGAGGAAAAUCCUCCACAGAGACCUGAAGCCUCAGAACCUGCUCAUCAACGACAAGGGCGAGCUCAAACUGGCCGACUUCGGUCUGGCGAGGGCACAGUCUGUCCCCACAAAGACUUACUCCAAUGAGGUGGUAACACUUUGGUAUCGCCCCCCCGACGUGUUGCUGGGCUCGACAGAAUACUCAACACCCAUCGACAUGUGGGGCGUGGGCUGCAUCAUGUUUGAGAUGGCAACAGGUCGUCCAAUGUUUCCCGGGGCCACGGUGAAGGAGGAGCUACACUUAAUCUUUAGGCUUGUGGGCACUCCAACUGAAGAGACUUGGCCUGGUAUCAGUAGUAAUGAGGAGUUUAGGUCUUACCUGUUUCCUCAAUACAGACCUCAAGCUCUCAUCAACCAUGUGCCCAGGUUGGACACAGAAGGGAUCGACAUGCUGACUGCUCUGCUGCUGUACGACAACAGGAGCAGAGUCUCUGCUGAAGCCUCUCUACGAUACCCCUACUUCACCAGUCUGGGAAAUAAUAUACAUAAUUUGGCAGACACUGCUUCAGUGUUUUCCCUCAAAGAGCUCCAGCUCCAGAAGGACCCAGGCCACCGCAGCUCAGUGUUUCAGCCUUUAGGUCGAGGAAAGAACCGAAGACAGAGCAUCUUCUAGACGUCACCGAGGAGAUCAGAGACGCUCAAAGGAGAGAAGUCGCCUUUUCCUACGAAAGCACAAAGGCCAUCAAAGCUCAGCUCGUUCACAAGCAUGCUCACCUGUGUGCACACACCUACAUGUACACACAGACUCGUGUGCACUCACUUAUUUCCAGGGAAGUUCACCACGGAGACUCACACAUGGUUUCUGGAAAUACACUUGUGAAAUGACUGAGCAGAGAUACACUCAUACAGAACAUAUUUGCACACAUUUGCACAAUCGACGACACUGAACAUGCUCCCAUUACUUAUUUUCAAACAUGAUAGAUGUAUAAUUAUUCUGCUGACACACAUAUGCAUUAUAGCUCAUGAUUCUGACCAUUAGGCCCCUAAAAUACAAGCUGCUCUGUUGUAGUGUACGCAAACUUGAAUAGUUUCCAUUUAGAGCACACCCAGGGCAUCAGCCAUUUAAGGUAGCUAUAGCACAUCUGGAACCUCUAUACACUUGCAGGUGCAGACAUUAAGGUUGUAGAGGUCCGUUCAGUCAAACAACUUGUUGAAAAAAUGUGCUAAAUGUUUGUCUGACUAAGAUUAAGGCUUGUCUCUAGUCAAAUGUAGCUUAAAGAUUCACCUUCCACUUCUGAACUGCAAAAAAUUAUCUCGCAGCUCGAAAUAUUAAUGCUAAGAUCAUAAAUUCCCCAAAUGCACCUCUUACAAACCUCCAAACACUAUGACCAGAAACCAACGAGAGGGUUUCUAUAGCGACUAAAUAGCCUGCUAACAGGAACUAGCUAAAUAACGAGUAAAGACUUUGAACAUUUAAAUAAUUUAUGUAUUUGUUAGCUAUAGAUAAGCUAACAAGCUAAUUGAGCAGCCAAAAGCUAUCAUGAGGUUGCUAGCAUCUAACAUUUCACAAAGGGUCAACUAAAUACAGUAGCUAACACAUAAAAUAUAGAUUUCAUCAUUGUGUUUCUGACUUAAAAGUAGAGAAAACAUAUUUAAUCUAAAAAUAACCGCUUAUUAAAAGCCCAAAGUGCCCUCAGGUUGCUGAAAUACCCAAAAUGCUAACAGUGGCUAAGGCCUUUCGUGCUAAUGGGAACUUGUUAAAUUACAAGACAAGAGUUUGAACAAUUAAACAAUGUAUGUAUGCGUGAGCUAUACAUAAUCUUAUAGGCUAAUUAAGCAAUGGUUAAAUCGGUCAAAUUAACAAAGUACGCUAGCUAAAACAUGAUAUAUGGCGCUAAUAAUAGUUAGCUACCGGGAGAAGCAAGCUAGCUAAGAAGCUGCGAUGAUUUAAACAACUUAAACGAUUUAUGUGUUAUUAAAUGGUUGGACACCUGUCAGAAGAGUCCCAAAUAUGGCAGCUAUGGAUGUGAGUCUUGAAGUGGUACAUUCCCAAGCAGUCAGAACACUGAAGUAGUAGCAACACACUGUUCAUUUAAAGUAAUUGUACUCAUGUGAAACAAACAUUGAACCAGCCAAAAGAUUCUCCAUCACGUAACAAAACUCCAAUGUAAAAUGGAUUAAUGUCGACAGAUUUGUUUCAGUACAUCCAGUGUUAAGAGCUGACUUACACUCCAGUUUUUGAAGUUGCCUUAGUAAAAUGUGCAUGAUAUUUCAGCUUGUGAAGAAUCCUUUCUUUUAAUCUAGUGUAGCCAAUGUGUUAGGCAAAUUUUGCUUUGUUGUGUGUGUGAACAACGCACCAUGAGUGUGUGUAUUUCUUAGUCUCCUAUUUGCACAAACCAGAAGUGUCCUCUGAAGCUUACUCCUUUCCUAUGUGUCCUCCUAUUCAUGGUUCCUAAAUAUGACCACAUAUUGUACCGACGUCCUUAAGCUCUGAUAUUCUUACCUACAAAUACUGUCUGGUAGCAAAUAGCUCUUAGUAGGACUCACCACUAUCCCUUAUUUUUUGCACAGCAAUUGCCAGGGAGCAGCGUUUAAAUAUAGAACAUAUGGUGUGACUAAGAAAAACUAGAGAAUAUGCUGAAGUGAAACCAUCAAAUCUUCCUUAUAUAAUGUUCUUUACAUGUGACUUAGCCCAGGGGUUAUGCAUACAGGAGGGAUCUGUGGACACAAAUGAAUAAGGGUUUGCGGCUAAACUGCCCUCUCCUUAAUCUGCCCUCUCCAUCUGCUGCAGGUCGAAGAAAAUUCCCCGUCAUACAAGUCAUAUGAAAUCCAGAAGUAGACAUUAAGCCUUUCAUCUGAAGGCUCACUCAGUUCUGAUUGACAUGCGGGUAUUCAGGCCGAGGUAUGGUUAAAACGAAAUAGGUCUGUUGUCUAAUCACCUCUGAAGGCAACAGCUAUCAUCUAUGUUCCUUAAAUGAAUAUCCGCAGCAAUUUAAUCAUCUCUAGAUCAAAUGAUCAAAUCACCCUCCUACGGCUUAAGGCUUACUGAUGUUAUACUCUUUCCAACCUACGCCCUAAAGACAGUUGUCCUAUUUUCUUUAGAGAUUGCUGUGUCCGUAUUAGCUGAACAGAUUUCUAACCAUAUCCAUUUCCCUCAUUAAUUGGCAAUUUGAACCGUGAAGAUAGCCCUCAAUUGCCAAAAUGUGAUUUUAUAUCAAGAACAUAACUGGGACACGUAAUAACCGUUCUAAUUGGGUUAACAAAGUACAGUCUUUCCUCUUGAAAGCUUGGGAGAAGUUCAAAUUGUGUCUAUUCGUGCUGUAUGGGACAUACAUGCUUCUCACGUUUUAUCUUUAGAGACUUUUACAGAAAUUGUUGAAUGCUGCAUUUUAAGUCCCAAUGUUAAAAAGGUAAAGAUCAUCCAAUAAGGACUUUGUUUGAGGUAGUCCAUACAGUACAUGUAAUGCCCCAUUGUCCAUACAUACUGUAGAACUGACGACUCUCACAUGACUAUUCUUGCAGACUGGGCUCUGGUUUCAGACAGAGGGUGAAAAGAGGUGCUGCAGCACAGGCAAUAUGAGAAAAAUAAAGAGCUUUUUGAACAUUAAAGCCACAAUAGAGACACAA